CCGCGCUCCAGUUCGUCCGCGACACGACGUGCGCGUAGUCUGCCGUCUUCUACGCAUGUCCGUCGCGCUCGUGUUUUUUUUUUUGUUGUUUUCUGAUAUUUUUGUCUCAAUUAUAAUAACAAAAUCCUAUAACGUUUUUUUUUCAUUUCGUUUUUCUUUUUUUUCCCUUGCUAUUGAUGGAAAACGGUGAUUAUAUUGCUAUCACAACGAUACAUAAUAUUAUCUUUAUCACAGUACAUUUAUCAUCUUUUUUCACGUCGAUAUCGAAACGGGAAAAUCGUUUUGACGACGUUUAUUAAUUCUCAUCAUAACAUUGUGAUCGGUCCGAAUUCGGUUUCUAGUGUUUCUCUUUCUAUAGAGUGAUUACUUAAUACUUCCACACGUCUGAAGAAGAUAACGCGCGUUUUUUAGCAAUAAAAUAAAAUAUUAACAGUUUUUUUUUUCAAAAAUAAAAGUGUUCUUGUUUUUAUCAAGUGUACCAAGGAUUAUCAUGCCGGUGAUAACAUGAUGCGGGAUUUGGACGCAUCCAGCCCAGUCGUUUGGCCUCCAUGGUGUUAUUCAGUGGACAUCAAAAGAGACAUCGACUUGUUUGGUUUGUCUAAGAGCCGACGUUCGGGGGUCGGUAUGCAGAUUGAGCACUCAGUGAAUAACAACAAUACAACCAGUGCCAACAACAAUAGAGUGGCGACCGCGGCCGACGUGAAGACGGAACGCCUGAGCCCGGUGGCUGCGACGGGCGGUGACUCGGCAUCGUCGCGUAGCGGCACGCCGUCUUCGUCGUGCUACCCAGGUACGCCACCCGGUGUCGCAGCCGCGGCGGACCGCGUGUCCAGUCCUGCGCCCAACCGAAACUGCAGCGACCUCAUUCGAAGUCUGGCCGCCAAGUACCAGAAUGCCAACCCUAGCGAGUACAUGCCUUCGCGGAACGGUUUAAACUUGGGCAUACUAUCAGCUGCGACCGCUGCUGCAGCGGCGGCGGCUGCCGCGGCCGCGUCGACCAAAGACAACGGCUGCGACGGAAGUCUGCUGAACCCGGGAUUUCCGUUUGCGACACCCAACAUACCUGGGACCAACGUGCCUAUGUUCCCGCCCAUGAUGGACAUGUCGUCCACGCAGGCGCUACUGUCCAUGGUCCGGUCAUCACAGUUUGACGCGUACAUGAGCGGCAAGACCGGCGGUGGUACCAAGCGGCCUUGCUCUACCUCGUCGUCGUCGUCCAAUCCGCUGCACCCGCAGAACAUCGGAUCGGUGGCUGCGACCUCGGCGUCCGAACAGAACCCGCUUGACCUGUCAUCGUCGUCGAGUCCGUGUAAAAAACCUCGCAAAGGCCAUCUUCCUGCGACUGGCCACUGGGAAAGUGCCGCGGYGGCCGCCGGAUCGUUCGCCGAAACGUUCCUCAACAUACCAGCUUUCGGCCUAGCCCUGCAAAAGUCCCGAGAAAAGGUCGCCCUGACAUGCAAUGGAGUAGGCGGCAACAACAAGCGGCUGGGCAGCGUGUCUCCGAAACCGUUAAAGGCGCCGUCGAAACAGUCGCCGUGCCAUCAGGCCGCUCCUAGCCGAGUGUUACCUUGCGCCUCGACCUGUUCCGCUCCGUUGACCACUUCUGCGGCUACCACCGAUAAACACACCUGCCCAAAUGCGGCCGACAAGUCAACCGUGUCUUCGUGGACGGUGGAUGACGUGUGUGAUUUCGUUGGCACCAUCGACUUGUGCGCUGAGUACUCACAGUGUUUCCGGGAGCAGUCGAUCGACGGGACAGCGUUACCACUGCUCAGCGAGGAUCACCUGACCGGCACCAUGAACAUGAAGCUGGGACCAGCGCUCAAAUUCCGGGCCGUGCUGGCUCAGAAGUUAGGAAACUGCGCGGUGUGCAUGCACUGUGCCCACUGUCACGGAGCCCAGUCACACGGUGCCGGCCGAAACAGCCCCGGCCCCGGCGGCAACAACAACAACAACAACAACAACAACAACAACAAUAAUUCGUCGUCCGCACAGUGCUAAGCAGUACCGUUCGCGCCGAUGGCUAAGUCCGUCCACAUUACACGUAUACAGGGAGUUCAAAGUGUUUAGAAACGGAUAUACAUGGACGCCCUGUAUGAUCGGUAAUAUUAUUACCGUCAAGCGUCUAAACUUAAUGUAUAUUACAAACAUUUAUAUGGUGACCGCGCAAAUCGCCGUUCGCUUUACAAAAACACAAAACUUAGUUCAUUAAAUCAUAAUAAUAUGGUAAAUGAUACCAAUCGUAUUUGUGUCUAUUGUGUCGAAUUGGCUUAAAACAAAAAAAAAAAUACAUUAUUAUUUUUUAUUAUUUAAAUCAUGGUAAAUUCAAAAAGUCACAGAUUUCGCUGUUUCCCUGACUUGUUUUUCUCGCGGUGGAUUUAUCAGUAUUUUUACGCAUAGGUAUUUAUUUAAUAGUUUGCAUGGUCGGAGAGCUGAUGGUCAUUUUUAUUUUUAUUAUUCUUUGAGCUUUUGUUAUUAUUUUCUCUAUUGUUUUACCUAAAUAUUCUAUAACGCGAUUUUUGUCUAUAUAUAAUUAUUAAAACAUCUGUAAUUAUAGUUAGUUUAGUUUAAAAUCUAUUGUAUAAUUGUAAAAUAUAUGAAAUAUCAUAGUUUUCUGUUGAUUAUUAUUAUUAUUAUUAUUAUUUUUUUUUUUUUAACGGUUCUCGAAAUUAGUUUAUUACGGAUUGGCCUAAAUGGUUAAAUGUUAUAACUUUUAAUGUAAUAUGAAAUAGUAUGAAUAAAAU
Molecule: messenger RNA, 2744 nt
Organism: Diuraphis noxia (Russian wheat aphid)
Lineage: Eukaryota; Metazoa; Arthropoda; Insecta; Hemiptera; Aphididae
Biological process (GO): negative regulation of DNA-templated transcription
Cellular component (GO): nucleus; PRC1 complex
Molecular function (GO): histone binding; chromatin binding
Source: RefSeq, a predicted model, not a curated record